This is a messenger RNA of Williopsis jadinii, 798 nucleotides long. RefSeq lists its product as uncharacterized. Gene Ontology annotation, biological process: protein N-linked glycosylation. Gene Ontology annotation, cellular component: mannan polymerase complex. The transcript has a single exon. Lineage: Eukaryota; Fungi; Ascomycota; Saccharomycetes; Phaffomycetales; Wickerhamomycetaceae. The record is from RefSeq and is a predicted model, not a curated record. The coding region runs from base 1 to 798 and encodes 265 amino acids. Gene Ontology annotation, molecular function: alpha-1,6-mannosyltransferase activity.
AUGCUCAGGGAGUUUGGGCCUGCGUUUCCUGAGAUUGUUGAAGCGUACGAAAGGUUCCCUAGAAAGAUCCUCCAGGUUGACUUCUUCCGUUACGUGGCAGUAUUCACCAGAGGUGGCACAUACACCGACACCGACACGCUCUCCGUGAGACCGCUGCCUGACUGGAUCACGUAUAACGAUACGAUAUUUGGCCGGAAAAACACUGUGGGUGCCGUUGCGGGCGUCGAGAUUGAAUGCGACUGUGACAAAUGGCCUGGCAUAAGCUCGAGAAGGGUCCAGCUGUGUCAGUGGACACUCCAGGCGAAGAAGCACCACCCUCUGUACGCGCAGCUCAUCGCGAACGUCAUCGACAUCAUGACCAAUCACUAUGACAAGAACAAGAAGAUUGCAACGAUAAACGGCAAGGACUAUGACUUCAACAGGGACAGUGCCACCUGGUACGACGGAAUCAUGGAACUCACCGGGCCUGGCAUGUUCACGCACUCCGUGUUCCAGUACAUCAACACUCUGGACGUUGUCAGCGUGACUACACCGAACAAUUACAAAGAGAUCUUCGCAGCCCUCAAGCACCCAUCUCCUUCAGACACCACUAUCAGUAUGAGGGACCCUCGCUGGCCCAAGUUUGGUUGGGAAAACGUCACCAAUAUAGUCGACCCUGUCCUUGUCAAUGACGACAUCCUCAUCCUACCUCGUCUCUACUUCAACGGCAAGAAGGACGAGAACCCGGAUGUUUGUCUGGUACAGCACAACUACCACGGCUCGUGGAAAGGCAGUGGCAAGGGUAUACUCGAUAACUAA